This is a messenger RNA of Manis javanica (Malayan pangolin), 2532 nucleotides long. It is a transcript of the gene THUMPD1, whose product is annotated as THUMP domain 1 NAT10 acetyltransferase adaptor. Gene Ontology annotation, biological process: tRNA modification. Gene Ontology annotation, molecular function: RNA binding. NCBI's taxonomy places the organism in Eukaryota, Metazoa, Chordata, Mammalia, Pholidota, Manidae. The record is from RefSeq and is a predicted model, not a curated record.
CCAGCGGAAGUGAGGUCGUCAAGUGCGGCCGAGAAACGUUUCUCUCCCGUUUUGGCGCUCGUGCACCAUGGCGACCCCACUCCAGCAGCCUCCUCAGGCUGGCGGCGGGAAGCGCAAAGGCAAGGCUCAAUACGUGCAGGCCAAGCGGGCUCGGCGCAGCGACAGUGGUGGGCCGCGGCAGCUGGAACCCGGGCUGCAGGGCAUUCUCAUUACCUGCAACAUGAACGAGCGCAAGUGCGUGGAAGAGGCCUACAGCCUGCUUAACGAAUACGCCGACGACCUGUACGGACCGGAAAAGCAGUUUACAGGCAAGGAUGAGCAGCCCUCUGAAAAUGAGGGAGAAGAUGAUGAUGUGGAGACUGCCUUGAAGAAAGAAGUUGGUGACAUUAAGGCAUCUACAGAGAUGAGGCUAAGAAGAUUCCAGUCAGUAGAGAGUGGAGCAAAUAAUGUAGUCUUCAUCAGGACACUUGGGAUAGAACCUGAGAAAUUGGUACAUCAUAUUCUCCAGGAUAUGUACAAAACCAAAAAGAAGAAGACUCGGGUUAUUCUACGAAUGUUACCCAUCUCAGGCACAUGCAAGGCUUUCUUAGAAGAUAUGAAAAAAUAUGCAGAAACAUUUUUGGAACCCUGGUUUAAAGCUCCAAACAAAGGGACAUUUCAGAUUAUAUACAAAUCUCGAAAUAAUAGUCAUAUGAAUAGAGAAGAGGUUAUCAAAGAAUUGGCAGGAAUAGUAGGCAGCCUCAAUUCGGAAAAUAAAGUGGAUCUUACCAGUCCACAGUACACAGUGGUAGUAGAAAUCAUUAAAGCUGUGUGUUGCCUCGGUGUUGUGAAAGAUUACAUAUUGUUCAGAAAAUAUAAUCUCCAGGAGGUGGUGAAGAAUGCUAAGGACCCAUCACAGCUUCACCCAAAGCAGGCAGCACAAGCAAGAAAUGGGCAAGAAGCUAAAUUGGAAUCUGGUGACAAAUCAGAUCAAAGUGACCCAGAAGAAAAAAAUAACCAGGAAGCAGUCCUGGAGAAUAGUGAGGAACUGGAGCAGAGCAAACCAAUGUCUGAGACACAGGUGGUGACUGAGGGGAGAGCUAAACCUGAACUUGCAAGUGAAGUCACAGAAGGAUCUGAGUCAAAUGAAAAUGACCUUUCAUAGGAAAAAAAAUUGGUGUCGGAGGUGGGCUUCUCAUCUGGGGUUCUGUGAGAUGUUACUGGGAAUCCACAUAAAAUUGUGACUGAAAGUACUGCUUUGAACUUUGUGUGUGCUGCAUAAUCUCAUAUUCACAGUAGUGAACAGUGAUUGAGUACCUCUGUUAACAAUUUUGUUAGCAAUCUUUUCAGCUCUGGCAGUGUGCAGUAGGCCCAUGUGCAUUAAUUGAGAAGGGCACACUCUGAGUCCUCCUCUGACUGGUUGGGAUUUCUGUGAAGAGUGUACUUCAACUUGGUGCUGACACUCGCUUACCCUUCAGGGUUUCCUUAAUUUGAGGUUUUCCAAGGGUUCCUCCAGUGUAAAACUACUGGAAAAAGCUGGAAGAGACACCAAAAAGAACUGCAAAAUAAGAUGUUCAGGUUGAGAAAUUAAGGGGCUGUGAAAUUAAGUUUUGGAGAUGGGUUUAGUUACAUUUUUAAAAGUUCAAAAGUAUUAUAAAUGUUAAGUCUUCCCACAGCAAUGGCUGUGCUUAUGUAACAGUAUGGUAAUAUAUUUUUAUCCUCCUAGCUAGUGGUCCUGCUUGGCAAACCAGAGUAGAAAGAUUUGUGAGGGGCAAAGAGAGCAGACAGGGUAGUGCUAAUGCAUAUGGGGCUGAACUUCCUUAUGUCUUCAGAUUUGGGGGAAUAUUAACUCUUAGUAGGUUGAAAUCAUCUGAAAAGGAUCAUAUGAGCAUUUAAAAAUUUAGGGAAACGAGGACAGGAUUUAGUUUACUUCAUCAGAGUUGAUCUGAGACAAAAAUACUUCUAUUUUGUUAAUGUAAGACUCGGGGAAUAAAAUUGGCCAUAUGCUUACAAUGUACAACUUGGUGGAACUGGGUUCCUUUUAGUUUGUGAAGGCUGCUUCUCUAUAGGAUUUUGAUUUAGUGGUUUGUUUUUAAUCUGCUUUUGUAUUUGUAUUUGGUAAGAUUGGAGUGUGACAAAAGCUCUUCUUCCCCAGCUGUGAAGUACUGUGUUCUGUUGGGAUCUGAAUUCAUUCAUUGAAAGAUUUGUUUUCAGGUUUACCAACUGUUUAUUUCCACUGACAUUUGAACAUGUUACUUUAAACAUGACAAGAUUCCAGGGUGGGAAUUGAGCUGCCUUUUCUUUUAAUUGUUCUUUAAAAAAAUUGUCAGUUCAAAAACUCUGCCACAUUGCUGUGGUAUAGUAAACUUGUUCUGCUCUAUGGAGGAGAAGGUACUAAAUCUGCUAUUUUAAAACUUGUUUCUGUAAGGUUAUACAGGAUUUCUAAAUGUUGUUUUUACUUCUAUUUUCCUUUUGUUAUAGCCAAGUAUGCAGCUGGUUUUUCAAUUUCUGAUAUUUUCAGAAUGACAAAAAUAAAUUUAUUCCCUAAAUAUU